AACUACACGUUAAUACAAAUCUAAUAAGAACUCAAGUGAUUUGAUAAUUUCAUAGUAUAUCUUAUGUUAGCUAAUAAUCCCACUUUAUAAGAUUAUCAUAAACUUAUUUGAUUUGAUUAGAAAUCACUUAAACUUUUAAGAUUAGAAUUAUUGUACCGAGUAAUAGGCUACUGACAAAAACAUAUUUUAGCUCGAAUUUUCUUUACUUUUAUUAUUUCCACUCUUUGUUCACUUUAGUGGAAAAAUUCAAACGCAAAAGAAAAGUUCUAACCAAAAAAAAAAAUUAAAAAAAAAAAAAAAUUACUAGUAAGAAGUCCUAAGAACCAAUAAUUCAAACUAUAAAGUAGUAGAACUCGGACUAUAAACAUUGAUUACUUUGAAUCAUUUUCUUUAUUUCUCAGCCUAACUACUUGAUCACUAAAACACCAUAAUUUCUAACAAUUAUAAUGCCAAUGUCUCCAAUAGAAUGCCCAAAAAAUAUCACCGAAUUUGUCCGAAAUCAAGGGCAUGGUGUAAAGGGUCUAGCUGAUAUUGGUAUUACCUCUUUGCCUAACCAAUACAUCCAACCCGAAGAAAAGAGGUUCAAUGAACAAAAAAUCACCCUUAGUAAAGAUGGUGAAGAUCACUCGAUCCCCAUCAUCGACAUGUCGAAUUUAGAAAAGGAUGAAAUCGAAACACUCAUUUGUAAUGCUGCAGAAAAAUGGGGGUUUUUCCAAAUUGUCAACCAUGGAGUACCUCUCAAAGUGCUAGAUGAAAUCAAGGCUGCCACGCACUGGUUUUUCGAGUUGUCGGUUGAGGAGAAGGCUAAGUAUUUGGAGAAGAAUUCACCUUCCAAAAACGUCAAGUAUGGGACUAGCUUUUCACCUGACUUUGAGAAGGUUUUUGAAUGGAAGGAUCACCUUAGUCUCUUUGUUACUUCUGAGGAGGAUGCCCUUGCUCAUUGGCCUCUUCCAUGCAGGGAUGAAGCAUUGGAAUACUUGAGAAGUACCGAAAAUGUGAUAAGAAAACUUUGUAACAUACUAAUGAAGGGAUUAAACGUCCAUGAGAUUGAUGGGCAAAAGGAGUCUCUUUUGAUGGGUUGCAAGAGAAUGAACCUAACUUUUUACCCUAAGUGUCCAAACCCUGAGUUAACCUUUGGUACCGGUCCUCAUUCAGAUGCAUCAAUCAUCACCAUACUUCUUCAAGACGACGUUGGUGGCCUCUAUGUUCGACGGUUUGAUGAUGAGAGUUGGAUUCAUGUGCCUUCUAUCGAUGGUGCUCUCGUUGUCAAUGUUGGCGACGUGCUUCAAAUACUUAGCAAUGGCAAGUAUAAGAGUGCGGAGCACCUUGUUAUCCCUAAUGCAAGCAAGAGUAGAGUUUCGGUCCCAAUUUUUGUGCAUCCAACUUCAAAUGAUGUUAUUGGUCCGUUACAAGAGAUUAUAGAUAAAGGAGCAAAGCCCAUCUAUAAAGAUGUUCUUUUCUCCGAUUAUAUUGGGCACUUCUUUAGUAAGCCUCAUGAUGGUAAGGCUACGGUUGAGUUUGCUAAGUUCUAAUGUUAAUGAUCAUGUGUCAUUCAAUAUUAAUAAUAAAUAAAGAUGAAAGGGUGAGGGAUAGCUCAAGUGGUUAGACGAUUAGAGCUUCCCUUCCGAUUUGUUCUAUUUUAGUAGACUUGUUGCAUCUAAAACCCUUAUCAGUACAUAACUUUAAUCAUUAAUAUCUUUAAUUUUAGAAAAUAAUGACUAUAAAAAUAGAUAUUAUAGAAGUAUAUAUGUA
This is a messenger RNA of Chenopodium quinoa (quinoa), 1752 nucleotides long. Its product is annotated as feruloyl CoA ortho-hydroxylase 2-like. The record is from RefSeq and is a predicted model, not a curated record. The transcript is spliced from 2 exons. Lineage: Eukaryota; Viridiplantae; Streptophyta; Magnoliopsida; Caryophyllales; Amaranthaceae. Bases 447 to 1532 code for a protein of 361 amino acids.